Molecule: messenger RNA, 1370 nt
Organism: Dicrocoelium dendriticum
Lineage: Eukaryota; Metazoa; Platyhelminthes; Trematoda; Plagiorchiida; Dicrocoeliidae
Source: the annotation of a GenBank genome assembly
GUUUGUUUACGUUCUUACCUAAAGAAAAUAUAUAAAUACGAAAAUUGUGAGCCAAGGCUGAGUGCCGCAUCCCCCUAUCUCCAUAUGCCUUUAUUCAAACUGGUCACCACAUCAAGUCGGACUGAGACGAAGACGGAAAUCACUCGAUGGAUGGCUAAGGGCGAGAUUGGACCGCAUAUGUGGGAUGAAUUGAUCUGCAGAUUGCAAAAGCUGUUCCACACGACCUCGACACAGUUCUUCUUGUCAUGGUUUGAUGGAACUGAUUAUUGUACUGUACGCGAUGUGGCCGAUCUACAGGAGGCCGUGGAGUAUUUCAACGAGGAGGGUUCUGGUGACAAAGCAGUUCGCUUGUUUGUAUCGCCAGACAAUCAAAAACACCAGACCAUUUUUGGAGAGAUGCCAGACGAUUCCGAUACGUUCACUGUCGUUGAUGAACCAGUUACAGAAAUUGAGCCUGAAGUUGAAGAAGCUCCUCUUGGAUCUACUCCAUUGGUAACGAUAGAAAACACAACCGAACAACCGAAAGCAGAACUUUCCGACUCGACGCGUGCAAACGAAGAAGUUAGUGAACUCGAAAAGUGCCUAGAAUCGAGUCUGAAUACGGAACAGCAAGCGGAGUGCUCUGAAAAGGUGCAGGUUUCCGCAACUCCAGCGAUGAAUCCCAAUGUAUUUAGCAACACGCCACCGCAACCCACUUAUCAACUGCCUUCUUACACUCCAUAUGCCGGGUUAUAUCCCUACGGACAUUGCUACCCUGGCAACUCCUUCUAUCCGGCGCCUUUUCCAAGAUGGCCUAUGUUAUCUAAUCCUCUGCAAACAUUUCCAACAAACGUGCCUCCUUCUCUCGAUGCCAGUGCUCCACCGGUUACGGAUGCUACUCUGGAGACAAAGGCAGCGGUCAGUAAGGAAACAAUUUGUGCCAUAACAGUAAAGCCCCCAUCUGCGCCCAUUGUAAGCAAACCACACGGUGCCAAAGUACAGAAGCAGAGCUGCAAACGAGAAGCAACGCCAGGUGCGUGUAAGACUAAAGAAAAAACGAAAUAUGUCGGAGUAGCGUUAAAAAUAUUGCGUGAGAUGGGAUUCCAACAGGAAGAAAAAGAGCUGAAGCGGGUCAUUCGAUCUUGCAAUGGGAAUCUUAAUGAGAUAAUGGAUAGACUACAAUGUUCGUCCUCGUAAACGCCAGCGAGGAUGGUGUGGCUUUUAUGUUUUGCCUAACAUAUAUUCGUAAACAUUUCGAUCCCUUAACACUGUAAGACCAAUAUUCAGUUACACAUUGGAAGCUCAUGAGUAAAAACAUUCAAGCCUUGCCUAUAAAAAGGCUUUUGUCUAACAAAUGUUGCCUUGAUAUCUAUUGCCUGUUGUUUCACUGU